Molecule: messenger RNA, 438 nt
Organism: Microthlaspi erraticum
Lineage: Eukaryota; Viridiplantae; Streptophyta; Magnoliopsida; Brassicales; Brassicaceae
Source: the annotation of a GenBank genome assembly
AUGAUGAAUCAAGCUCGUUCUAGUUACUCGGCUAAUGUCACAAUCGUCAACUACCAGAACGACGACAUUGAAGGUCCAUGGGAAUUAGGUUGGACAUGGACCGACGACGAAUUGCUAUUGAGCACUGUGGGGGCUAAAGGUACACAACAUGGGAAUAACGUGACCUUUGUGAGCUUACCGAAUGUGAUAAUUCCUUCUUGGUUUAAAGAAGAAGACCUAGCGAAAAGCUCUUCCUCGUUUCAAAUUUCUGUUGGUCGAGUUGGUAUGAUAUAUUAUAUGCGAGGACUUGCUGUGAGUUUGACCACAGAAAGAUCGAAAUACAAAUGUCUUGAUGCGUUUAUGGAAGUAACUAAUACUCCUGGUUAUCUCUAUACGUGGACGACGAACUGCUUCUCUACAACCCCUAAAAAAAGUCGUGGUCCACGAGAAGUUUCAUGA